AUGAAGGCAAAGCCGAGAAAGAGGUCCAUGAGCCCCAAGACCCGGAUGGACCAGUCCUCCAAGGCACCACGAAGCCCAACACGGCGAGAGACUCGCUCCAGGGCCAAAUCCAGAGAGAAUAACGUACGUCUUGAGCUUGACAAAGUAUCGAACUCCACAGAGAUCUCCCAAGGAGGCCAUACCCAACUGGGUGAGGUGUGCGAGCCCCUCCAUCCAACCACUUCAACCAUACAGAGCUCCGCCUCUCUCCUAGGCUCUAUAUCUCCAGACCAAUGGGAUCGUCCCCCGGCAGAUAGUCCAUCCGCGUCCCCUGGUGUGCCUCAGCCGUCCAACAGUGGCGAGGGGGCACCCCGACCACAAUGGAGCGAGCCUUAUUCGCUUGACCCAUCUGUGAAUCAAGCAGAAAUAAAUCGUUGGGACCACAUGGCCUUUCAUGAGGGAAAUUACGACUACCAACCUCUACACAAUCUUUGGAGCCAACUUAGCAUCUACAUGAAUGGUUUCGUUUCCGCUACCGGACUGCAAAAAUGCAUGUGGCACCUUCUAGACGAUGAAACAAAGGAGAAAUUAUUAUCGUUUUGCCCUAUUGCACCGAGGAUCAUCGAAGACGGCAACAAAGGCUGCACCCAUCUCAUAUUGGCCUGGGUCUGGCGUAUUCUCUACGACAAUCUCCUCUCUCCGGACUGCACUGAUAAAUGGUCAACCGAGGGAUGGGCCCAUCUUGGAUCCUUCCACCAGUCUCUGAGAAAAGGAGGCUUGCCCGAUGAAAGCAACGCUUUCACUCAUGCGUACCAUGCUGCCAGAUUCUGGAGCGUUCGCAUGGCAUACAUGCGCUUUGGGCCGCAUACGUCUGUCGAGCGACUUGAGAAAUUAAUUCUCGAUGAAUUCCUUCCGAUGAUGAAGCUACACAAUCACCCGGAGAAUCAAGUUGAGUCAAAUGACAGCGAAUCAGUCUCAGAGCCUGAUGUUGAUCCCGAAACGGGUUUCCAUAGUAGCCUCGAUAAAUCUCUUUCCAGAGUGGCCCGAACCGCCGUGGAAGUAGAUCUCUGGAUACUUGCCUCGGGAAAGAAUGUCAGGGUUGAUUUUCGGGACCCCAUGACGGGGAAGGUGUCGGGAUUUUCUUACAAGCCAGACUACAUGUCCCCCCUCAACAACCUGAUUCGAACAUCAGCACUACCAGCCAUUGGCGCUCCGGUCGAUUUGGUCGUCGAGCCGUUGCUGCGUUCAUUUGGCGACCGGGCUACUAUCUCUUGCAAAAAGCCUGGGUUCGUGGAUUUCUACCCGUUGGCAUUUGGGAUGCACCACAAGUGCACCGAAUUGUCGAAGAUGUGGGUAGUCGUUGAUCACUUUGAUGAGUAUGAAGGCGGCGAAGAGUCCACAGCUUAUGACAUGAGUUGUGCCGAUUGGGAGUGUUUCUGCGCCAUUUGCGGCGGGCCUCUACGGGACGUGAGCUAUUUCAUCGACGACGGUGAACACAGAUCGCGCCCUGGCCCGGACGCGUAUAACCCAGAUGUCUUCCUGACCCGACCUGAAUACCCGGAGCUGGAAUGGCUGGCUGACAUUCGCGCCCUUGGAGAGAAUCCAGAGACCAGCGCACCGUCGACUGUCUGGCUCUCAGGACCGGCUUCGGUAGGCCUCGACGGAGACGUUAGGUUCGGGCUCGACAAGGAUUCCGAUCCGGCUCUACAGGACAUGCCAGAUGCUGGAUAUAUGCAGGCAUACGGCUUGGAAGGCCGCCAAAGCCCUUGGUGUGCACCAUUUCAUGUCAAAUGCCAUGAGCUGCUACGACGCUUUCUUGGUGUUGAGUCUCUGGACAGGGAGGUACUCAACGAGACAUUCAAAAGUUUGGGUUCACGCGACGGAUGGGCGACGUUCCUCGGAAUUGACUACGGAGAUAUAACCGAACAUAGGACGCGGGAUUGGUUCCCUCUGAGAAACCACGAAUAUCUGGUAUCUGACCCGAUUGACAUUGAAUGGCUGGCAAGAUUCUACAAGAAAUUGCCUCUGCUAAAGGAGGGAGAUGGAGAAUCAGGCGACGUCUACAAUACGCAGGGUGACCCAUUCAGCACACUCCCUCUUGACAUCCUCUCACUUCUAGUAUUGUCUAUUCCGACAAUGGAAGACGUUUUCAAAGCGAGGAUGGCGUCUCCUGCCAUUGCCAACGUCCCAUUGUCUCAGUCCUUUUGGAAGUCGCGGAUCGUGCCGGAUAUGCCCUGGCUAUGGGAUAUGCCUACUCCCUCAGACGAACAGCGCUUCUCAGUAGACUGGAGCCGUGUCUACAAAGAGCUGUUCUGGGGGAGCCAGAGGAAUAGGACGUUGGGUCUGUGUAAUAGAAGAAGGAUUUGGACACAAAUGUGUCCGCAAUUUGGGAAGCGGUAUGCCUCCAUCACGGAGGCCAAAAGUCGCUAG
Clonostachys rhizophaga is the source of this 2409-nucleotide messenger RNA. Lineage: Eukaryota; Fungi; Ascomycota; Sordariomycetes; Hypocreales; Bionectriaceae. The record is from the annotation of a GenBank genome assembly.